AUGUCCGCAUUUGCAAUCAGACAAUCUACCUUCAAGACGUUCAAGGGCAAGAGCUUCCUCUUUGGAGUGGCCGGUGCCGGAGUCUUGACUUAUUUGUACAACAACAACUUCAGCAACAAUAACAAUAACAAGAAUAAGAACUCGAACAACACCGUCAAGGCGUUAUUUGGUGGCGCUACUGCGGGCAGAGCAGCCUCAGUGCCUGAUGGAAAGACUUUCAAGGACUACCAAGGUGUUUACAAUGACAUUGCUGCUAAAGUGAGAGAAGAUGACGAUGUUGAUGAUGGUGCUGGUCGUUACGGUUUAUUAACGCGUCUUGCAUGGCAUUCGUCUGGUACUUUCGACAAGAAGACUAAAGCUGGUGGUUCUUAUGGUGGUACUAUGGUCUACGCUCCAGAAGCCACCGACGGUGAGAAUGCCGGCUUGGAAGUGGCCAGAGACUUCUUGUAUGAAUUCGAUGUCAAGUACCCAUGGCUCUCUAGAGGAGACUUGUGGACUUUGGGUGGUGUGGUCGCAGUACAGGAAAGUGGAGGUCCUAAGAUCAAGUGGAGACCAGGUCGUGUCGACUCCACCGACCGUAGUCUUGUUCCUAAGAACGGUUUUUUGCCAGAUGCCUCUAAGGAGGACGCCAAGUACGUGAGAGGUGUGUUCAGUAGAAUGGGUUUCUCUGAUCAGGAGACCGUUGCUUUGAUUGGUGCUCACUGUUUGGGUCGUUGUCACGUUAACAGAUCUGGUUUCGACGGUCCAUGGAGUAACUCGUUCAACAUGUUCACCAACGAUUUCUACGUCCAGUUAUUGGAGGGCUGGCAUAUCAGAAAGUGGGGCGGUAAGAGACAAUAUCAGGAUGACGACUCCAAUCAACUCAUGAUGUUGCCAACCGACAUGGUAUUGAAGACCGAUAGUCUGUUUGUGAAGUACGUCAAGCAGUACGCUAAGGACCAAGAUUUGUUCUUCUCGGACUUCUCUAAGGCAUUUACCAAGUUGCUUGAGAACGGUAUUGACUUCAAGGGCAAGGAACACUGGGAGUUCAAGACCUUGGAUGAGCAGGAGGAGUAA
Sungouiella intermedia is the source of this 1056-nucleotide messenger RNA. NCBI's taxonomy places the organism in Eukaryota, Fungi, Ascomycota, Pichiomycetes, Serinales, Metschnikowiaceae. The record is from the annotation of a GenBank genome assembly.